This is a messenger RNA of Vespula vulgaris, 2689 nucleotides long. Its product is annotated as myrosinase 1-like. Gene Ontology annotation, biological process: carbohydrate metabolic process. The coding region runs from base 60 to 1586 and encodes 508 amino acids. The record is from RefSeq and is a predicted model, not a curated record. Lineage: Eukaryota; Metazoa; Arthropoda; Insecta; Hymenoptera; Vespidae. Gene Ontology annotation, molecular function: beta-glucosidase activity. The transcript has 7 exons.
AUCUAAGUUUCAUUAACUUGAGACGUUACUGAAACAAUGUUAACAGUUAAACGAAAGACAUGAAGCUCAUCACUUCGACCCAAUUUAUUAUUUUCUUUGUUUUCAUCAUAUCCACGCAGGGGACCAACUUGUCGGAGGAGAAUGAGGAAUACCUGAGGUUCCCACCGAACUUUCUCUUGGGUGCUGCGACAGCAGCAUACCAAAUCGAAGGAGCUUGGAACGUUAGCGACAAAGGAGAAAGUGUUUGGGAUCGAUUCUCUCACGAAAGAAAUGGACGUAUCGUCAAUAACGAUACCGGUGAUACCGCUUGUGAUUCGUAUCAUAAAUUUAGAGAAGAUGUAUCUUUGUUGAAACAACUUGGGAUAAAGGCCUAUCGUUUCUCUUUAAGCUGGCCACGAAUAUUGCCAACUGGUUUUUCUAACAAAGUUAGUAAAGAUGGGAUUGCUUAUUAUCAUAAUCUUAUCGAUGAAUUGUUGGCUAACGAUAUCGAACCCAUUGUAACACUCUAUCACUGGGAUCAUCCUCAAGUGAUCGAAGAUGCUGGUGGAUGGUUGAAUCCAUAUGUGAUCGAUUGGUUCGUAGACUAUGCUAGAGUCGUUUUCAAAGAAUUCGCUCCAAAAGUAAAGAAAUUCAUAACACUGAACGAACCAUCGGACAGCUGUAUUUUCAUUUAUACUACGGGAAUUCAUGCACCCUCUAAAUCGUUUUUACACGGCAUUGGGGAAUAUAUUUGUGGAGAGAACAUGUUAAAGGCUCAUGCUCGUGUUUAUCGAAUGUAUCAGAAAGAAUUCAAAGAUAUUUACAAUGGCUCAUUGGGUAUCAAUGCUCAUUCAAGAAAUUUUUUUCCAAAGCAUGAAAAUGAUUCAGAAUUAGCAGAAAUAGCGUUUCAAUUCUCAAUAGGUUGGUUACUUCAUCCUAUAUUUUCUGAAAAAGGUGAUUAUCCUUAUAUAAUGAAAAAAUUGAUUGCUAUAAAGAGUCAAGAACAGGGUUAUCCACGAUCUCGAUUACCCGAACUUGGAGCUAAUUGGGUGGAUUAUAUUCGCGGUACUUCUGAUUUUUUAUCAGUAAACCACUAUACUUCUAUGAUAGUCGAACGGGGAGACGACGAAUUAGAACCUUCAUUCUAUAAUGAUCAAGGACUGAUACAAGGACAAGAUCCUACUUGGGAAAGUACUAUUUCUUCGUGGUUGAAGGUUGUACCAGAAGGAUUUGGUAACAUUCUUAGAAAAUUAGCAAUUGAGUAUAAUAAUCCGCUCAUAUACAUUACGGAAAAUGGUGUUUCCGGCGAAAAUACUCUUGACGAUGAUAAGAGAGUGAGAUAUUAUCAGAAAUACUUAAAAGAGAUGCUUAUUUCUAUACAUCGAGAUAAAGUUAAUAUUAAGGGUUAUAUCUUAUGGUCUUUAAUAGACAGUUUCGAAUGGUCAAGUGGAUAUAGCCAAACAUUUGGAAUCGUUCAUGUGAAUUUCACCGAUCCGGAAAGGAAGAGAACGUUGAAAAAGUCUGCUCAUUGGUGGCGAGAAGUAAUAAAAUAUGGAAGCUUGAAAAUAUGCUCCCUUGAAAAUGGAAAUUCCACGCUUGGAAUGUAAAUCUUUAUAAAGGAGACUAUAUUUUUAAAUUACUAAUAACGAAUGUGAAAGAGAAUAACAGAAGAGAAUCAAAGUUAACAUUUCAGAUUUUCAUUGCUUUGAACAUUGUUCAAAUCAAUUAAAACGACAUUCGUAAAAGUAGUAGUUGUUAUUCAUGAUCAUUCAACUUUAUAAAUAUUUCAGUUAAAUUUGCUUUAUAAUGAAACAUGGAAUGCAACAACUGUCUAUUCGAUAAAUAUUCGUAUAUUUAAUACUACGUUAGCAAAUUCGACUUAUAAUAGUUUAACCAUCAGGCUUAGCAGAUGGGAAUAUGAAUUUACAUUAUUUUAUGGAAAAUUUUGUACUGUCAUUUAAAUAAAUAGAUAUUCAUUUAUGUGACGGUACAAAAUUCAAUAAAUUCUUAACUUAUCGUUACGUUCUCGAUUUUACAUUUGGAAACGUUAGAGAUAAAGAAUUCUAUAAACCGCUAAAUGGAAGCACAGAAAUAAAAAAGUUUUUAAACUACAUCGGUAUAAAUGUACUGAUUAUUUGGAUGCUCGAUAUGCUGAAAAACAGAUGAUACAAUAUACAAUAGCAUAUGAGACGAUGUAAGUGUGAGAAAUUUUUAAUUCGCUGAAAAUAAACGACCUUCAUAUAAUAUGUAUAAUAUGUAUAAUAAAAAUAAUAUAUAAGUAUGUAAACAUAAGAAUGGAAAGUGGGAAGCGAGAUAAAGAGAAAGCGAUAUAAAAACAGAAAUACAUUACGAUAAAUAUGUCAAAACAUAUUUCACAAUAGAUAUAACAAAACAUGUGUAUAAUUUUAUAUUAAGAUAGAAUACAUUUUUACAUGAACAAUAGAAUGCAUAGAUAUAUGUUAUAAGCAAAUUAUUUUCUUUAAUACUUAUUUUUAACCAGAGAGUGCUUUAAAGGAAUUCAUUAACAUCUUCAUUCGAAAACUUCCUUACACUUUUGUGAAUUAAAAAUGUGUGUAAGUGGAAACUUUUAAAUUCUUAUCGAUUUAACAAAUCUUAUCAACUUACAUAUCUUUUUCUUUUUUUAUCAACUAAUAUAGAUAAUUAUAACAUUUUUUUCAGAUAAUAAACCGGUGUUAUAUAACACUGAUUA